GUCCACAGACCGACUGAGUUCCGAGGAUGAAGAGCUGCUUUAAUCAACACUAGCUGCUCUGUGAUUGGCUAAUCUCUGACAUCAGUAUCGAGAUGGCCCACCUCUUCCUCGCCAGUAAGAUCACUAUGCCGGACGACCUCCACAGCAAAGGCGGUGCCCGGAUCCCCAGGAACGCCGUGAGGGGGCCGACCUCGAUCUCAGCCGAGAAGCUGAGCCGGGAAAAGGCUAGGAAGGAGCGUGGCGCCGUCGUGACUACGCGGGUCCCACACGUCAACGAGGUCCAGCUGACGGCGGCCACCGGAGGCGCAGAGAUGUCCUGCUACCGCUGCACUGUGCCGUUCGGCGUGGUCGUCCUCAUCGCCGGUGUCGUGGUCACAGCGGUGGCGUACACCUUCAACUCCCACGGGUCCACCAUCUCGGUGCUGGGACUGGUGCUGCUGUCUGCUGGACUGGGCCUGCUGGGGUCCAGCGCCGUCUGCUGGAGGGUCCGACUGAGGAAGAAGAAGGACAAGCGGAGGGAGAGCCAGACUGCCCUCAUGGCCAGCCAGGGGUACUGUGUGGCCUGAUCGCCGCCAUCUGGGAGUUUAAGUUCAAGUCUUGUGGUUCAGUUGAUUAACUUCAGUGACACCUAAACGGUUUAACAGGGACAAGAAGUGGUGAACCUGUACUCGCUGAAGGCGGUAAGGACUCUGCAGAUGCCUCAAAGGAUGAGAGGCUGUGAGGGUUUAUGAUGUGUUCACACCAUUUCUUCCAGGGUUGAUGGCCGAAAAAAAUGGCAUAGUUGAUAUCACUUUCCAUGGAGAUAAGCAACUCAUCCUCUCCGGUGCGUCUAGCUUGAAUUGCGCGAAUCCCGCAAUCAAACCCCCGCGGCACGAAUAAACGCUUUUUGCGUUUGGUGUGAACGCAGCAUUAGAAUUGACGAGUAUUUGGACAAACGGCAGAAGAUAAAUGAUUAUGGAGGCUUUAAACUGCAGACUGGACGAGCUGGACGAUGGAUGUGGGCUGAACUUUGUUUUAUGAAGAUGACGAGGUUAAUAAUUGAUUCUUCAGACAUUUUAUGGACUCAACGAACUGAUUCAUCAAAUAUCUACAUAAUCGAUGAUGUACAUAUUCUGUACAAAUAAGCUAUUAAAGACAAGGUACUCUAAUGUUUCUUCAUCUCUGAUGAACUCCAUCUGUGAGCUCAGCAGUCUGAACUUUCCCUCUGUGAUAUCGCUUUUCUUCUGAGAGAAACCAUUUCUCAUCAUCUGCAAACAUGCGAUCUUUUGAGAUGAAAACCUUUAAUGAUAAACUCAUUGCAGAAUAAUAGUUUCAAAAUAUGAAACGUAGGAGUAACGUUGUUCGAGUAACGAGUUCAUCUCUGAUAUGCAUGCCACUUUGUAUGUUUAAACUUUAGUGCACUAUGAUCCAAAUGUAUUCCACCAUAUUAAAAGGUUCCCAUGUAACUGUUUAACUGUUUAACUGAUGGUUAAUCUUUUAAGUUUUAUUUAUUCUGUGUCAUUAGACGUGUUUGUUCUAUUAAACUCAAGAGUAAAGUGCCAACACCAGACUUCUGUUUAAUUAGAGACUCACUGAGGAUUUUGUUUUCAGAGCAGGUUGAAG
Molecule: messenger RNA, 1602 nt
Organism: Anoplopoma fimbria (sablefish)
Lineage: Eukaryota; Metazoa; Chordata; Actinopteri; Perciformes; Anoplopomatidae
Product: transmembrane protein 100-like
Exons: 2
Coding region: 93-566 (157 amino acids)
Biological process (GO): cellular response to BMP stimulus
Source: RefSeq, a predicted model, not a curated record